Molecule: messenger RNA, 2901 nt
Organism: Chlorocebus sabaeus (green monkey)
Lineage: Eukaryota; Metazoa; Chordata; Mammalia; Primates; Cercopithecidae
Source: RefSeq, a predicted model, not a curated record
CCAAGCUAUAGAUUCCUCCAUCGGGAGAGGGGGUUUGCCUCAGUCCUCCUCCUACCCAGGGGCUGCAUGUAGGUGCCUUUGUGGAUGGAAACGUGGAGGUUGGAUCAGGCGUGCACUGUGUGCAAUUAUAGCCCACACAAACGAAUGGAAAACUAAAUCCCAGAAUCCCAGGCUUGGCCUCGGGCCCACCUCCAUGCUUGGCUGCCUCGCUGCCCCAGCAUCACUCAGGCUGCGGCUCCGUUCCUGGGAUGCUCCAGGAAGUGGCGUGCAUCAGCUCACCCGUCUUGUUAGCACGCUUUGCAGGGGGCCCGAGCCGUGUGUGUUUCUAUUCAACUGGUUUCUCUUUUGAAACCCUAAAGGGCUGUGUCAAGGUGCGCAGGGAUAUGAGAUGGGGGAGGCCCCCACGAGAGAGGGCUGGGGUGAUGACUGCGCCCUCUUCGCCACUCCCCCGUGGGCGAUCGGACUGGAAGGUGGAGAGGAAAGCUCACCGCAGAGGCUGCACCAGCCCCUGGUGAAGGAUUGGGCUGCAGGAUCUCAGUUCCGCCACCUUCUAACUGUGACCGGGAUAGGUCACGCUGUCUCUGGGCCCACGGUGAGGAUUCCUACUUAACCUCAAGGCCAUUGUGAGGCUGCUGACCUGAGAGAGAGAAGCCAUCAGUGCUGUGCAUGGGACAGGCGAGGGAGGCGACGGGGACAGCAAGAACUGCCUGGCUCGCUGGUAAUUGCUCCUUUCAUCUACUCCUUGGCCCUGGUGGCCGUUGCUGGGAUCAGUUGUAUACUACCAUGAAACCUCCUGUCAUCUCGCUCCCAAACCCGAAAUCCAGUGCACAACCAAGAGACAUUGCUCUAAGCUGAAGUGCACCUCUGGAAGCUACUAGAACAGCCAAAAGAUGCUCUUAACACACAUGCAUACAUGGAUGCAAUUGCAAAUGAGGACAUAGGCAGCCAGGGCCUUGGACACAGCCCCAGCCUGAACUGAAACCCAGCCCUGGAACAGGAAGUGCUUGGAACCUUCCCUGCUGUUGCCAUGGUGCUCACAACCACCCAGGAAACCAAAGGCAAGCUCCCCCUGUCAAAGCACUUUGGCCCAUAAGAAGAAAAGGGUGAGCCCCAGAUGUGAUGAGCACUCCCGGGCUUCAGGCUCAGAAGGCGCCCAGCCCCCAGCUCUCCUGUAACUCAGAGGCCAGUGUGAUGUGAGUUCCUCCACUCAGCAAGCUCCUGCUGUGAACACGCCUGUGGUGGGCAAGAGGGCUUGAGAACGGUUGCUUAUCUUUUCUCUCCUGUGUAAUCUCCACUUUCAUUCACAAUAAUGUCGAACACGCAGCACAAAGCUCGGCUGGAACGCCGGAUCGCUGGCUCAACCAACAGGUGGCGUUUCCCCAAACAGCCUUUUACUGGGGACCUGCUCUCACUUUCCCAGAUGUUCAAGGCUCUGAACAUAGACUUUGAGGAAGCUCUGAGGAACCCAGACAGGUUAUACAUUUCACAAAUUCAGAAGUUUUUCUGUGAGAAUUUCAAGAACAAGGACAUCCAAAGUGCGGAAGCAGAUGUGAUUCUCGAGUGCCUGGGCUUCAAAUGGGAACUCCAUCAGCCCCAGCUUUUUCAGUCUGAGACCUUGGCCAAGCUCUACCUGAAAGCCCUGACGCAAGGCACCACAUACCCCCUGAGGGAGCUGGAGGAGCUUCUGCGAGCUCAAUCACCUAAGAAGACCAAAGAAAAAUCCUCUGCAAAGAGGAUGAUCAUUUCCUUGAAGAUCAAUGACCCACUGGUCACUAAAGUUGCCUUCGCCACGGCCCUGAAGAACCUCUACACGAGUGAGGUGGAGAUUAACUUGGAAGAUGUACUGGGGGUGCUGGCUUCCGCCCACAUCCUCCAGUUCAGUGGCCUGUUUCAAAGGUGCGUGGAUGUGAUGAUAACCAGACUCAUGCCAAGCACCAUCAAGAACUUCUACGAGGCCGGCUGCAAGUACAAGGAAGAGCAGCUCACCACCGCCUGCGAGAAGUGGCUGGAAAUGAACUUGGUUCCUCUAGUGGGGAUGCAGAUCCACCUCCGCAAAAUCCCGCAGGACCUGCUCCACAAAGUGCUGAAGUCCCCCAGGUUGUUUACCUUUAGUGAAUUCCGUCUUCUGAAAACAAUGCUUUUGUGGGUCUUCUUGCAACUAAACUACAAGAUUCAGGCAAUGCCAACUCAUGAAACCGUGAUGACAUUUUUUAAGAGCUUUCCCGAGAACUGUUGCUUUCUGGACCGGGAUAUAGGACAGAGCUUGAGGCCACUCUUCCUCUGCUUGCGUCUGCACGGCAUCACCAAAGGCAAGGACCUGGAGGUGCUGCGGUACAUUAACUUCUUCCCAGAGUCGUGGCUGAACCGGGUUACAGCCAACCACUACUACGCACUGGAGAAUGGGGGCGACAUGGACCAACUGAAAGAUCUUAACACCCAGGCUGUGAGAUUUGGGCUGCUUUUUAACCAGGAGAAUACAACUUAUUCGAAAACGAUUGCUGUAUAUGGAUUCUUCUUUAAGAUAACAGGACUCAAACAUGAUACUACUUCUUAUAGUUUUUACAUGCAGAGAAUAAAGCACACAGACCUGGAAUCCCCCUUCGUGGUCUACGAGCACAAGCCUGUCAGCCUGCGAGCGGCACGCCUGGUGAAGUAUGAGAUCAGAGCCCAGGCCCUGGUUGACGGCAAGUGGCAGGAGUUCAGGACAAACCAGAUCAUGCAGAAGUUUGGGUUGACCAAGCCAUCCUGCAAAAGCCAUAUCUUGAAAAUCCAAACUGUGGGCAUCCCAAUCUAUGUAAGUUUUGCUUUCAUCUUCCCACCAUCCUGACAGUUUCCAGAAGAAUCUAUGGGAUUCCCCCCCCACUGGUCUGCAUAAAAGAAAAUAAAAUGACAUCAAAGGGA